Molecule: messenger RNA, 1528 nt
Organism: Paramecium octaurelia
Lineage: Eukaryota; Ciliophora; Oligohymenophorea; Peniculida; Parameciidae
Source: the annotation of a GenBank genome assembly
AAAUUACGUUAAAAAUAAUGUUUCAGAAGAUGCUCAAUUAAUAAUUGAAGAAAUAAGUACAGAAAUCUUUAUAAAAUGAUAGUCUGAUGAAUAAAAUAGAAGAGUAGUUACAGAAGUCGAAGAAAUGGAUAAGGAGAUUAAAACAUUAUAAGACAUUUCAAACCUUAAAGCUCGUUUAAAAAUGAAUCAAAUGGCCAAAUAGACUUUUAAGAAAAAUAAGGAUGAACCUACAACAUCUAUUUAUGUAGGAAAGUUUGAUAAUCCUCUGAAAUCAUUCCAAUAAUAGACAAUCAAAAAAUAAUCUCGAAAACCUCUUUCAAUAGAAAAGAAUAGCACUAAAUCAGUGUUAAUGCCAGCAUCAACCGAGAGAUAUGAUUAUAGCAAUUUUACUUACACAAAUCUCAAAGUUGUAGGCAGUGGAUCUUUCGGUGUAGUUUACAAAGUAAAAUUUAUUAAUAUAUAUCGCAGGCUAAAGUGAAUGAGACUGGAGAAGUAGUUGCUAUCAAAAAGGUAUUGCAAGAUAGGAGAUAUAAAAAUAGAGAACUAUAAAUACUACAAGAAUUAGAUCAUUAAAAUGUACUGAAGAUGAAACAUGCUUUCUACACACCAGCAGAGAACAAGGAUGAAAGUUAUUUAAAUGUAGUUAUGGAGUACUUCUAGGACACUCUAUAUUCCUACAAUAAAUCAUUUAUUAAGGAUUUUAAGAAGAUGCCUGAUCUUUUAGUUAAGAUUUUUAGUUAUCAAUUGUUGAGAUCUAUCGCGUACUUUUUGUUAAUAAUACUUUAGUUAUAUUUCUAUCUUAGGAAUAUGUCAUAGAGAUAUUAAACCUCACAAUGUUUUAGUUAAUCCAGAAACCAAUAAAUUGUAGUUAUGUGAUUUUGGAAGUGCCAAGAGACUCAUAACAGGGGAACCAAACAUAGCUUAUAUUUGUUCAAGAUGCUACAGAGCCCCUGAACUCAUAUUUGGAGCUACUGAUUACAACACAUAAGUUGAUGUUUGGUCUGUAGGUUGUGUCAUUGCUGAAUUAAUCAAUGGGGAACCACUAUUCUUAGGAGAUUCGGCUGUUGAUUAGAUGGUUGAAAUCGUAAAAGUGCUUGGGACUCCUACUAGGGAUUAAAUUUUAAGUAUGAACAAAAACUACGACAUGUAGUAAUAUCAAUUUGCUACUAUAAAGUAAAGAGAUUGGAGAAGAGUAUAAUAAUUAAUUAAUUUGGUAGGUAUUGAAAACCAAAGAUCCAAAGGCCAUAGAUUUAGUUUCAAAACUGUUGACUUAUUGUCCAAAAACUCGAUUUACUCCUCUCUAAUCUUUGACUCAUCCAUAUUUUGAUGAGUUGAGAGAAUAAAGUUCAUUUAAAUCUAUUUAAAGCAAAAUAAAACUAAGUGCUUCUGAUCUCUUUGAAUUUUCAAAUGGUAUUAUUAUUAUUUAAUAAAUUCAGAAGAAAUGUCUAAAAUGACUUAGUAAUAAAUGAUUACAUUAAUACCAGAUUGGUAUGCUAACACUUCGAAACCUUUAAAAACAGUUUGCUGA